Molecule: messenger RNA, 833 nt
Organism: Harmonia axyridis
Lineage: Eukaryota; Metazoa; Arthropoda; Insecta; Coleoptera; Coccinellidae
Exons: 2
Coding region: 209-793 (194 amino acids)
Molecular function (GO): catalytic activity
Source: RefSeq, a predicted model, not a curated record
UUCUGGAAAGGAAGUCGAAGAAGACGAUAUUGCGGAAUAUCUAAGGGACACCAAGAAAUGUGAAGGAGCAAUUAUUAAGAAAUUGGAUACAAAAGAUGCCGGAAAUAUUGACAUUAUCCUCUUGAGUGAGCAUUGGUUGAAAGAAGAACAAAGUGAGUUAGUUGAGCUAAAUGGCUACAAGAUCUCAAGUAUAUACUGUAGGCAAAUCAUGAAAUGUGGGGGAACAUUAGUGGCCGUACAUGACAGAUGGAAGUCUUCAGAAAUAACAGAAGUAGUGAAACUCUCCAGGGAAAAAGAUGUUGAGAUGGCGGCUGUACACAUCCCGGCAAUAAAUACAAUCACUAUGGCACUGUAUAGAGCCCCUACAGGAGAUUUCAGCAAGUUUAUGGAAACUCUAACUGAAGCGCUAAAUAUCAUUUCCAAUAAGUACAGCAAAGAAAAAGUCAUUAUCGGAGGAGAUUUCAACAUAGACUUUCUGAAGAGAAGUAGAGAAAGUAUGAUGAUUACAAAUCUCAUGUCCUCAUAUGGAUUGAAAGGAAAGGCAACUACACCAUCCAGAGUAACAAAACAAUCAGCAAAUUGCAUUGAUAAUAUGUUCACUAAUGAUCAGGACGAAUCAACACUGAUAACGUUGGAAAUACAUAUGUCUGAUCAUCAAGCCCAAUUAUUGAAAAUUAAAAAAACAAAAACAACUACAUCAUUGAAAAAAGAAACCAUAAAAAAAGAUUAUUCAAGGAGGAGACUAUUCAACAGAUCAAACAAGACCUUUCCAAAAUUAAUUGGGAGAAUUUAGCCUCCAAAGAUGCGAAAGUAGGUUUUACGGAAUUUCACAA